AUGCAGUAUGCAAACGGUACCGUGUGGGUAAAUUAUCGCAUCAAACUGACCGGACCGUGCGAAAAGGAUUUGAAAACGUUUCCAAUCGAUCGUCAGCGAUGCUUCUUGACAUAUGAAAGUUUCACGUACAACGCCGCCGAGGUGAAACUGAAGUGGAUCGAUUUCCAACCGAUUUCGCUCCUUAAAGAAAUACGACUUCCUGACUACAAACUUACUGAAUACGACGCUCUUCAAGUCGAAAGGAGACGGUACGGAUUUUACAUUCUUCAAGCAUACGUGCCUGCGUACUUGGUUGUUCUCAUCUCAUGGAUAUCGUUUUUUCUGGGAACGGAUAUGAUUCAACCGAGAACAUUGCUUGGGGUUCACUCAUUGCUUGCACUAACUUAUCAAUUUGGCACCGUUCUCGCAGACCUUCCAAAAACUUCAGAUGUGAAAGCGAUCGAUGUUUGGAUUUUAUGCUGCAUGGCUUUCAUCUUCUGUUCGUUGCUUGAACUAGCUAUUGUUGGAUACCUCUCGCGCGAAGAAACGGAACACGCAAUUAGGUGCCGGUGCUCGUGGCUUUGCAUUGAAUGUCCACUGCUUACGCCAGAGCGAAUCGAUAACCUGUCAGUGGUGCUUUUUCCAAGUGCAUUUGUAUUGUUCAACGUCUAUUACUGGGGAUUUUUCAUAGGAUGA
Molecule: messenger RNA, 675 nt
Organism: Soboliphyme baturini
Lineage: Eukaryota; Metazoa; Nematoda; Enoplea; Dioctophymatida; Soboliphymatidae
Source: the annotation of a GenBank genome assembly